AUGACCGCACAAGAGAGCCGGUCCACAGGCGCCGCCCUGGCCAAUCUCGACGUCCGCAUCCGUCAGACGUCUUCAUCCCCACCGACGCUGGCGUUCUCGGUGACGAACAAUCACGAUACCCCGCUCACCAUUCUCCGCUGGAAUACCCCUCUCGACCCGCUCGCUAUCCGGCUUGGAGUCGUCUCCAUCACGCCAGAGGGCAAGAGUGAGCCGAUAGAGCUACCCACCAUCAUGCUGCGACGGGUCAUGCCGCCGCCACAGGACGCCCUCGUCACACUUCAGCCGGGCGAGCGCAGGGAGCAGGAGGUCGUCUUGAAGGAGCCCAUCGUGCCGCUCGACCAACUCGGCAAGACGGCACGUGUGGCGGUCAAAGGCAGGUGGGGGACUGUGUGGCCCACGACGGCGGACAAGCUAAGCCAGGAGAAUAUUGAGAAGUUGCAGUUCGGUGACGGGGUUCUAACGGGUGAGUUCGAUAGCGAGGCAGUUGAUGUUGUUAUUGGAUGA
Messenger RNA from Colletotrichum graminicola M1.001, 504 nucleotides. RefSeq lists its product as uncharacterized. NCBI's taxonomy places the organism in Eukaryota, Fungi, Ascomycota, Sordariomycetes, Glomerellales, Glomerellaceae. The transcript has a single exon. Bases 1 to 504 code for a protein of 167 amino acids. The record is from RefSeq and is a predicted model, not a curated record.